AUGGUCGACAUCUCGGGCGCUCGGCCCCACGCCUGGCGCAUCGCCAUCGCGACGGUCACGUUGCUGACGCUUUUUCUCUUCUUCGACCCCAUCGGCUUUGCGUCGUCUUCGAUGGAUUCAGCAGUGGCCACCUGGGCUCCUGGCGGCACCCCAGGGGCAGUGACACACGUGGUGAUGUUUCAAUUCAAGAGUGAUGCCGACCCUGCUGCGGUCGAGGCUGCGUGCGCCAAAAUGAUGUCACUCCGGGAGGAUUGUCUCGCGCAGAAUUCGAACUAUCCAUACAUCAAGAGUAUCGCGGGCGGGAGGGACAAUUCGAACGAGAAACUUCAGGUGCGCCCCAUCCCCAUGGCAUCCUUCUUUAGGCCGUCGCCCUCUGGUGGUUCACACGGUGCAACACAUGCGUUUGUGGUUGAAUUUGCGAGCCCCGACGACAGGAAUUACUACGUCGAACACGACCCGGCGCAUCAGGCGUUCAAGGAGGAGAUUGCGGAGAUUGUGGAGGAGACGAUCGUGUUGGAUUUCGCGAACGGCAAGUUUUGA
This is a messenger RNA of Dichotomopilus funicola, 540 nucleotides long. RefSeq lists its product as uncharacterized. The coding region runs from base 1 to 540 and encodes 179 amino acids. The record is from RefSeq and is a predicted model, not a curated record. NCBI's taxonomy places the organism in Eukaryota, Fungi, Ascomycota, Sordariomycetes, Sordariales, Chaetomiaceae. The transcript is spliced from 3 exons.